GUUGUGAGUCAGUUGUGAACAGGUCAUACCACAGAGAGACUUCUGCAUAUUACAUAAUUCAUUUUUAACCCUGAAACAUCACUACUGAGUGAAUUUAGGUUAAGAAAGAUAUUAAGGGUGUUUAUGUAUUUUAGACUACAGCUACAAAUUUAGAGAAAAAAAAAUUAAAUGUUUUUUUAAAACAGAUUAGGUACCUGGUAUAAUUUCUUGGAUUGGAUUACCUCACGCUAGAGAGCUGACAACAGUAUGGCUGUGAUCCUGUGGACUAUGGGUGUCUUUCUGCUCAUGCAGGGCAGUUUGUGCAGUGUUGGACAGACUGACAGAGGCUGCAUGAAAUGGAAACCUGUUGGAGAAAAUGUUUGUUGUGAAGCCUGUCAUCCUGGAAACCGCCUGGUCAAAGAGUGUGGUCGGAGCCCAAAAGAACUCUGUAUUCCUUGUGAGCCAAGGACAUAUACAGUGAAACCUAAAGAAUUCAGGUGUGCAAGGUGUACACAGUGUAUAGUACCUCAAGUCCAAGUUGAACAAUGCACAGCCACAACUGACACAAAGUGUGGCUGUAUGGAAGGACUCAUCUGUGGUGAUGACCGCUGUUCCUUCUGUAUUGACAAGUGUGACAGAGGUCAGGAACCUACAAAGGAACGUUCUUGCAGACCAUGUCCAGAUGGAACCUUCAACGAUAAAAGUCACCAGAUGUGUAAACCCUGGAGUAUCAAGUGUUCCAAACCAUAUCAAAACAUUGUGGCCAAGGGAACUGCAUUUACUGACAUUAAGUGUGCUAAUGUUUCACUUAGUCCAGUACAUCGUCCAAACCAACCUGAUCACACUGAACAGGCAUGGCCAUUGGUCUUAUCUGUGGUCACCAGCGUGGUUCUGAUAUCCUUCUGCAUCAUCAUCAUCGUCAUUGUGGGCAUGAAAAUCAACCAGAAAAGAAAGAAGACAAAAAAGACUAUCACAAAAACACAGAUAAUCAGAACCCCUACAGAUGACCCCGCGACAUUAAUAGCAAUUGAGUGCAGUUUCCACGAGGCCCAGCAAGAGCAGGGAAGCAGCACAGAGUCACUUGACUCCAAAGACUCCUCAGAGCAGCUCAUUGGAUGAAUGGAAGGGAACUGGACCAGACUACCACACUGAAAUACCUGUUAAGGUUUUGUUGAAUUCUGUGAAAAGGAAAAGGAUAUCCUGAACAAGAUAGGGGCCUUCUUUGUGAUACUGAGCCACAAGUUUUGAGGACAUGUUUGUUUUCAUAAUGAAAAGUUUCUUUCACUAAAUGAAAGAAACAGAACACCAAGCUGUCUUUUGUCCACUCUUUUUCUUUAGGAAGCUACUGUAAACAUAUUGAUAUGUCAGGGUUUUGCUCUACAAUUACACCAGGAUACACUUCUAGUGAUCUCUUGAUGAUUCAGGGGAAUUCUGAGAGGGGAAAAAACAAAGUGGACUUACAGCAGGCUAUUCAUCAUGCAAAUUAUAGCAGGCAGUGAGGCUGUGUUUUUUCCCUUUCAGUUAAGCUUUGAAAAUAGAUUGGUCUUAAAAUAACUAUAGCGAUUAGAUAAGGUUUACAAUUUCUGGAUUCAGUUAAUGGUAAGACAACAUAUUGUCCAUUAACACAUUAAGACUCAUAACCUUUAGAAAAUGCUGGAAAAAAACAUUUUUGUUUUCGUUUUAACUUGCUCUCAAAGUAGCUGGACUUGGGGCAUUGGGCUGUGUAAAAAUAGUACUGUAGUGUUUGAAUGAGUGUAAAUGAGUUUCACUACUGUAAUACUAGCAUGACUGAAUGGUAAAGAGUGUUUGCUAUGUGUGAAUGUACAGUAAUAAUGAGCCCACAUAUAGCUCCCAAAAUAGAUGUUUUGUUUUAUUCAGGUUCCAGUGUCUAGCCCAUUUAUCUCCUGUUGACUGUUGAAUUUGUACAUGUAUAGCCCUGGUUAUGUUGAAGCAGCUUAACUAGAACAAUGUUGUCUCAUUCACAAUUUAAUGUGGUGGAAUAUGAGGUAUCAGGGGCUGGUUUAUGUUGUAGUGUUUGUUUUAGUUUAUUAUUUAAAUGUGUACACAGUAGGUGGACUACUUUGUGUUAUAAAUUGUGAACGUAAUAGUACACAGAACAAUACAUUUACUAUUGUAAACAAAGCCAUCAGGUUGAGGACAGCUUUGUAUGUACCUUCCUCCUCUCUACAUUACCAGGAAUGAUAUGGACUUUCCUACCAUUGCUUCAUUGGUGUCAAAAAGUCCAGUCAAGGGAGUUUCCCUUUUUGUCAAGACCAGAUAUUAAGUUCAAGGGAGUCUACAGUAAAGUACAGUCUGCACAACUACUGUACUGUGGUCUUUUUGAGAGGCAGAUAUUUUGGUUAAAGUUGAACAGCACUCCUUUAGCAAGCAGAGGCAUGCCUAUUGAGCAAGAGUUGGAUGAGCAACACAGUGGAUAUGCCAUAUUGAAAAUCUGAGAUAACAUUUCAGAUAAUAGGAUAGGACAGGAUCAGUCAUGUGUUACGAACACAUUUUUUAAAUUCCAUUAAGUGUGCCAUGUGGGAAUUCCUUGGGACAAAUAUGACACACUUAUGUGGCACAAGACAUCAAAAUGCAGCUCAAGGGUCAUGUGGAAACCCCCCGAGUCAGUCCUGUACUUCUUAUUGCCUAAUUGUCUAGCAUAAUGGAGUGGGCAGCAAGACAGACCCAGUGGAACGCUUCUCAAAAACGUGUGUAUUCUGAACUGUAGCAGGCGUAUCUGAAAUGGAACAUUUGAGAAAUAUGCUGUGGGCAAUGUUAGCCCACACCUAUAGUAAUGCAUCAGUGAGUGAGUCACAACUUGAGUGAAGUCUGUUGAAAGACUACAAAGUUCACAGGGGUGCCUUUAAAACAGAUACCAAAUUACAGUACAAGUUGUACAGGAACAUUUUCAAAAGAACUGUAGCACUUCACCUGUCAACUGUUACUUGAUUAAUUGCACUUAUUUAUGUGAAUUUAUCUUUCUGCCUUUGAUGUUUUUAUGACUUGUCUAUGUCUUUUGUAUAUCUUUGUACCUCUUUAAACAGCCAAUAAAAAAAUGGGUAUUUUCUUUA
This is a messenger RNA of Dicentrarchus labrax (European seabass), 3050 nucleotides long. It is a transcript of the gene tnfrsf9a, whose product is annotated as tumor necrosis factor receptor superfamily, member 9a. The transcript has 7 exons. Lineage: Eukaryota; Metazoa; Chordata; Actinopteri; Moronidae. Gene Ontology annotation, cellular component: external side of plasma membrane. Gene Ontology annotation, molecular function: cytokine binding; signaling receptor activity. The record is from RefSeq and is a predicted model, not a curated record. Gene Ontology annotation, biological process: regulation of cell population proliferation. The coding region runs from base 247 to 1098 and encodes 283 amino acids.